AUGGAGACUUCACAACAGGGCAAAAUAGAUCGUGUGGUCGAAUUCACGGGUCUCGACCCUAUGGGCGAUCGUGAGCUGAUUCUUCAAGCUCUGAAGCAAAGUAACUGGGAACCCGAGAAUGUUGUCGGCCAAUUCUACGAAAACGAACAAAGCCUUUGGGACGAUUCUAUGUUCACCGCAGAUCGAGACGGCAACGACAAUACGACUGCCUUCCAUGUCGAGUCUUCCGAUCACAACGUCAUUCAAGGCGUAACUCCCCCGUCAGAGUCGCACGCGUACGGCGCUCCUUCGAGACCUCCUUCACGAUCAAACAAUCGAUCUCCCUUGGGUACGAUGGUGGACUGGACUGCGGCACAUGUGCCCGGUAACUCUCUUCGUCACCCCAACGAAUAUACGCUAACCAGGGUACACACAGGCGUUCCCGAGAGCCAAGCCCAAGAGGACGAUGACAUGCAACGAGCUAUUCGUGAGUCAGCACAAGAAGCUGGACUACCGGUGUCACAUCACGAGUCCGGUAUUAUAGGAACGUCGGAGCCACCGCGUCCUCACUUUGGUCCUGCAAACCGCGAAACAUAUGUGGCGGCCGAUUGGGCCAUUGUCCCAUCCGAUCCUACGAGGGAGAGGACCGUAAAUGAAUUUACACCGUCAACGCGAAAGAGAGCUCCAGGCGCGCCCGCGAUGUUGGUAAUCAGCAGUGUGCAAGGUGGUGAACAUCGCCUCGGCGGGCUUCUCACAAUUCUGCAUAAAAUUCCUCUUGCGCGGAACAUACUCCUCGGCAUUGGAUCGCCUGCUACCACAUACGGCUGUAAUAAUGACUGGUGGCGAGGACAGAUCAUUCUAUCACCGGAGGUUUUGGCAAAAAUGGCUGAAGAAGGCAGCUCAGACCCCAAUCUGCACAAGAGCGGCAGUGCAUUUGAGGACGAAGUGCACCGAUUGAUGGCGUUUCUUGACUCUACUGAACGUGGUUAUGGCUCUAUAUCUGUUCUGGCUGAUAUUUUGGCGGACUCCGACACACAGGGCGUGGAGAAACAAUUCUAUGAGGCGCUCGGCAAAAGACACGCUGAUGUUGUCCAGCCAAUGAUGCAAGUUGCUGGAGUGUCGUUAUUUUACGGAGAUGUUGAAGAAGAAGUCGCAAUCUUUGGCCUUCUCGAGAUAGAGCACUUCCAACAUGAGUACAACUGCAUCAAAACUUUGUACGAGGCACUUGAUCACGUCAUGUGGAGUGAUACCGUGGGUUUGGAUAAAAUAGACGAUGGGGCGAAGAUGGCAUUUUUCAAAGAGAUGGGCGAUAUUUUGGUGUUAGAUACCACUGGUGAUGGGCCAAGCGAUUCUUUCGAAAUCCCCUUGGAAUUCUACCCAGAAAAAUACCUCAUUAGCCGGAAAGAGGAGGCACGUCGAAUCCAGCAAGGGUGGUGCCAAACAAAGGAACAGAUGAAACUUCUUCAGGACAAGAAAGCCCAGCUUCUUAGCUUGGCGAACACUUGGGGUGGUGCAACCGAUGAUAAGGACACAGUUUUGAAAAAAGCGAUCGAUCAGUGGGACGGAUACAGGAGUUAUCUGGAAAACUUCCUCCGAUUCAAAACUUUGGAGAAGUCGGGGUUCGAUACGGAUAAGUACCCUGACUACCGUACUGCUCCUCCAGAUGUAGACGACAACGUGUAUCUGGAAUCUCAAAAGGUCACAGAUGUGAUGGACUAUUCGGAGAGUUUACUUGUGGACCUUGAGACAAAGAUGAAAGGCCUCGAUGUAGAACUCGAACAGAUCACAGCCAAACAGCGAGCGUUGGGGAAACUUCUUACAGUACCGGAUAAACCAAGUCGUCCGAAACCCAUGACCUGCAAAAGGUAUCUCCUCCGCGGACUAGUUGCAUCGCCUACCGUCUUAUAUGUCUGCCAACGGGAGGAAGCAGAUCUGAUAGAUCUUAAUGACGAGGAGACCAAACCAAGAGAUCAAUGGUGGAGGCUGGCUUAUACCCCUUAUUCCGGAGACGAGCCCGUUAGAGCCGAGAAAACAACUGUCGACGCAGUAUUGGUCGAUGUCUGGAACGAUACCAAGAAACCAAUGCUGAUAUACGCAACGGAAGACGCCCUUGGGACGCCCAAAGACCAUCUAUCAUCCCAACUGGAACGAUUUAUCAAAAUGGAAAAUAAAGCUUUCCGUCAAGAGUUAUCUAAGGAAGAAUCCACGGCCAGCGAGUCCAAGCAGACCGGUAAUUUUGAGUCUAGCUCGUUUCUCUCGCCUCAUUCGUCAUUUUCGCCUUCUAAGAGAAAGCAUCGGUCUGAUAGCAGUGGUUCGAUGGACAGCAAUCGUGCCUCGAUUGGCAGUGACGAUGAUAGAAACGGAUUCGACAACCCUUUCCUCCCUGAUGACGACCAAAGAGUCGGUACUGAAAUGUCGGAUUACGUCCAUAGCUUCACUGCUAUGGAAGGUCACAUCCCAGAUUCACUAACAGGCCGUAUUCAGGGUUCAACAGCUCCGACAGAGCCCACAUCAGCCACCAUGACACCGAGCACAGUAACAGCCGACUACUCAGACACCAACACUGCUUUUGCUGCGGAGGAGCCUCGAAGUCCUGAAAUGCAAGAGAAGGCUAGGCCGCCUCCUUUUAUGUCAUUGUCGAGGAACCCAUCAAUGCGAGCGGAAUCACCCAAUUUGAUGGACAUGGACAUCCCAGAUGAGAAACAUUAG
Fusarium musae is the source of this 2688-nucleotide messenger RNA. RefSeq lists its product as uncharacterized. The record is from RefSeq and is a predicted model, not a curated record. Gene Ontology annotation, cellular component: nucleus; cytosol. The transcript has 6 exons. Bases 1 to 2688 code for a protein of 895 amino acids. Lineage: Eukaryota; Fungi; Ascomycota; Sordariomycetes; Hypocreales; Nectriaceae. Gene Ontology annotation, biological process: protein deubiquitination.